Messenger RNA from Paramuricea clavata, 3685 nucleotides. Lineage: Eukaryota; Metazoa; Cnidaria; Anthozoa; Malacalcyonacea; Plexauridae. The record is from the annotation of a GenBank genome assembly.
AGACACUAGACUGGAGUGUCGAAACGUUGGGUCUUGAUGACAAUUCGACUGGGCUUUGUAAUCAUUUAUUUAAACCAGAGUAGCGAGCGAAAUAUCAUUUGUAGAUCUUUAACAUCUUUUCAGUAACUUUUAUUUAUUUAUUUUAUAUUCUUAGAUUAUUUACUGUGUUUAAAUAAAAUUGUACUGUACAUACUGUGCUGAACAAAACAGCAAUUUUCGGGCGUUUCCCCCUUGCUGGGAGGGUUUGUGCGUCCUUUCUGCUAAUUUUGACAUGAAAUAAGACUUUAUUAAAUGAGAAUAUACGUCUUUUUCUAGAGAAGAUAACCAUGCCUAUAUAUACUAGGAAUUCUCUUUAAAAAUCCCUUUUUUAGUGCUAAUAUUCACAUAUUUAUUCAAUUGAUUUAAUAUAAAAAUUUGAGACUUCAGUUAAAACCAUCUUAAAAAUGAAUUUAGAGGCAGUAUUUUGGACACUAUGUAUGUAAUAUAGAUUCCGAAAAUUCUUUCUCUUUACGAAAUUCAAUACAAAUUAUAUAUAGUAUAUAUAGUUCAUGUAUAUAUGUCAUAUUUUCAUCGAAUUCUGGCAGGUCGACGCUUAACUGGUCAUGUAAUCAGUGAACUUAAUACUUAUCUCGUGGAAUGCUGUCUAUAUUGUCUAAGAAAAUCUUCUGACUGUAAAUCAAUCAACUUCAAAGCAACAAAACAUCAAACUCAUUCGAAAAACUGUCAACUCAUCAACGCUACGAAAACAAGUCAUCCUCAGAAUUUACUGGCUGAUAAAAACUACGAUAAUUAUGAACUUCUUGCUCUGAAAAAGGUAUUUUUAUAGAUAAUUUCCAUCGAACAGUGACUGAAUAAGUAUUAGCAUUAGACUAAAACCCGUUUACACUAGAUUCCUCAUUCAUGUUGCCAUUCACACACGCAGCAACGAAUCCGAUAGUAAAUCUUAAUUCUCGGCUUCGUGCCGUGUCCGGAAACUUUGAAUCCAGAAAAGUUUGUGGGAAAUUCGUAUCCGGAAACAUUUGAAUCGUGAAACGACUUUCCGUCAAUAAUCCGAAUCAAUUCGUUCCGCUGUAUUUUUUCAAAUUUAUUGCUAUUAAAUUCAACCUCCAAACUUGGUCAAAACAUCGCAUAAUAUCACUAAGAGGGUUAAAAUUAUACUUAAUAUUGACCAUUGCUAUGUCAAGUUAAUGCGUAUGCCUGAAAAACAAUGAAUCCGGAUGCCUUACAGGAACCGCGAAACAGGGGGAACUGGAGGAGCACCCCCAAGACUUUUUCGAAUUUUCGGUGGACAAAAAAAAAGAAGUUACCUGAUAAAAUUCAACCUGCCUGCGUGGAAUAACUUCCGUGCAAUCCCUCCUCCAUUUAAACAGGCUCCGCGGUCCAUGCUUUAACGAAUCCGGAACUUUCGCUAAAGUGUAAACGUGUCUUAAAAUGAAACCGGAAUUUAUAAUUAUAAGAUUGUUAUAUUACCUGAUAUAACAUACAACAUCUCAAAAACUAAAUUUGUUUUUCAUUUGCAGAAAAUAGAAAAACAAACACCGGUAAAAUAUGGUAAGGUGACUUGAACCAAAUUUAUCUUAACAAACAUGUAUACAGAGUAAUUGUGUGAAGCCAGAUUAAGGUUAUGUUGAGGUACGCUUGAGGUUAGGUUAUACAAGGUUGAUGUGUUGAAGUGCGCUUGAGGUUAUAGGUUAUAUAAGGUUGAUGUGUUGAAGUGCCAAUGAGGUUAGGUUGAGGUUAACAAUUUGAGAAUAGGUUGAAGUUAGGCCGCUGAGGUUAGGUUGAGGUUAGGUUGAGGUCAGGUUGUGGUUAGGUUAAGGUUAGGUUGAGGUUAGGUUGAAGUUAGACUGAGGUUAAGUUGAGGUUACCUUGAGGUUACCUUGAGGUUAGGUUGUAGUUAGGUUGAGUUUAGGUUGAGGUUAGGUUGAGGUUAUGCUGAGGUUAUGCUGAGGUCAGGCUGAGGUUAGGUUGAGGUUAGGCGGAGGUCAGGUUGAGGUUAGGUUAAGUUUAGGUUGAGUUCAGUAAAGAUUUAUUAAUUUACUUUAGCGAAAAGUUGUGAUGACCUGUACAAAUCAGGCAAGACAACCACUGGGGUAUAUACAAUCGACUCGGACGGCCAUGGAGCUUUUCUUGUUCGUUGUGAUAUGGAAACCACUCCAGGGAGGGGUUGGACUGUAUUCCAAAGACGUGUAGAUGGCUCUGUGGACUUUUACAGAAAUUGGACUGACUACAAAACUGGAUUUGGCAAUUUGUCUGGUGAAUUUUGGCUCGGGUUGGACAAGAUUCAUCGCCUAUCAGCCAGUGGACAGAAUGUACUAAGAGUUGAUCUCGAAAGCUUUGAGAAGGAGACAGCUUAUGCAGUUUAUGAAUCAUUUUCUGUGGGAAAUGAAAGCGAGCUUUACAUUUUGAAUGUUGGUGAUUACUCAGGUAAGAAUAAAUCUAUUUAUAAAUUCCUUGAAUGCAUGUGUACAGAAAUAAUUCCGAAAAUCAGAUUGAGGUUGCUCCUUCGUAAUUGGCAAUUCCACUAUAGAAUUAUCACAUUUGCACGUGAGAAGAACGCACGAGACAAGUUUUUCUAUUUCUUUUAUAAUAUAAGUAGACGAUAUUACAUAGUAAGCAAUUUUACUCAAAAGAUCGACCUCGAAAUUCUCCUAACAUGUACUCAGUGACUCAGCAAGUCUGAGCAAUUAGAAGUUUCCAUUUCAGACAAUCACGUCACUUGGAAGAAAUUUUCACGUGUUUUGUAUCCGUAAAAAAACGUGACGUAUUUUCACCAAUUUGAUAUAGGUACCGCUGGUGACUCCUUGUACUAUCAAAAUGGUACGAAGUUCACAACGAAGGAUGCUGAUCAUGACAAUCGCAAGAAUGGAAAUUGUGCUCGAACGUUCCUCGGAGCAUGGUGGUAUAACGACUGUCACUCUUCCAAUUUAAAUGGUUUCUAUUUUCAUGGCAACCACAGUUCGUACGCUGAUGGCAUAAUUUGGAGGUACUGGAAAACUCUUUAUUACUCCAUGAAAAAGGCAACGAUGAAACUAAAAGGAAUUUAAAGAAACGGAAUAGUCGAAGAAAAAACUGUUGUCGAUUACGUAAUAAAAUAUUGAUUUAAAAUGACCUUGUGCACUUAACACUUUUAGACAAAUAGAAAUUGGGUAUAAACUGGUGUUAAUAAUACUACGGAUUAUAAAAUAAAUGGAUAGGACUCUAGCUGACGUAAGCAAAAACAACCUGGUUGCAAUCUGUGACGUCACGCGUAUUGCAACGUUCUCGGUAUUUAUGUUGUUUCGCUAUACUUUCCGCUUUAAAAGAGUAAUAUUGAAGCAUAAACUGGUCUAAUUGUUUUAAAAACAUGCCUAAGCCACGACAAAGUAUUCAAGGUAAAUGUUUCUCGUCUUUGUUUUGUAUUUUUUUUUACAUUUGUAGCUACGAAAUUGGCGUCCCUAAUUUAAACGAAAUUUGCGAUGCAUUUUUCACUGUUUAGUGCUUGAAAUAUUUGCCAAAAUUGACUGGGAAUACUUAGAGAUUUCAUCGUAGAAUGGGGUAGUCAUAUUUAUUUGCCCUUUGACUAAAAUGUUUAGCUGUAUUAUUGCUAAACAUGCCGUUUUUGAGAAUUUGGUUUGCAACUAGGUUUCAACAUCCAACCACGCCAUCAUCAGAAAACAUUAGAUAACGUCAGCUAGUUUCCUAU